GCUCUGCUCCCGUUUCCCAUUUCCUCACUAGAUGGUGUGCAAGCCACUGGAGAGUCGACUUCCUCCCGCGGUCAGGUUCCGAUCAAAACAAAUCUGGGAAAUUACACGGAACGCCAUUUCUCGGGGUUUUCGCGGAGGAUUAUUCUAUUUUCAUCUAGAUAUUUAUAUUUUUAUUUUUUGAUAACGGCGCGGAUCGUGCUCCAUUCUGCGGUGAUGGACAUAAUGAUUGCAGUGCAGGAUGCGUGCGUCUCCGGUCAGUGGCUCACCGCUAUAAUUCUCAGUUUUUGCUGCUUUUUACCAUCGUGUUUGCCCGCUGGACAAACUGUGGACUAUGCGUCCAGCGAGAGUGUGGUCAGCAGACAGGGAGACACCGCGCUGCUCAGAUGCUACCUGUUGGAUGGAAUCUCAAAAGGAGCAUGGUUGAAUCGUUCCAGUAUCAUUUACGCAGGGAAUGACAAGUGGUCAGGGGAUCCUCGCGUGUCCAUCGUAUCAAAUGUGGGGGAUAAACAUGAAUACAGCUUACAGAUACAGAAAGUGGAUGUAACGGACGAGGGCUUGUACACCUGUUCGAUACAAAGUGAACGUAAUCUACGCCCAAAGCUCAUUCAGUUAAUUGUAAAAGUUCCUCCCAAAAUCUAUGACAUUUCAUCGGACAUUACAGUAAACGAAGGCAGCAAUGUUUCACUCAUCUGCUCAGCCAGUGGGAAACCAGAGCCCAAAAUCUCUUGGAGACACAUCUCCCCAUCAGCCAGGAAGUACGAAAGCGGGGAGUAUUUAAAUAUCACAGGCAUCACUCGGGAUCAAGCAGGGGACUAUGAGUGCGGUGCCGAAAACGACAUUGCUUCACCCGACACCAAGACCGUGAGAGUCACAGUCAACUUUCCUCCAGCAAUCCAUGAGAUGAGAAGUCAUGGGGUCCGACCCGGUCAGAUUGCCCUGCUGAGAUGUGAGGCAGCAGCAGUCCCCUCUCCAGUCUUUGAGUGGUACAAGGGAGAGAAAAGGAUUAACAUGGGCCAAGGAAUAGACAUCAAGAACCUCAGCUCCAGAUCAGUUCUCACAGUGAAGAACAUGACACAGGAUCGCUAUGGCAACUACACCUGUGUGGCCGUCAACAGGUUGGGAACAGCCAACGCCAGUGUUCCUCUGAUUCCAAUUAUUGAACCCACAACAACUAGUGCUGUCUCAAGUCCAGGAGGGUUGGAUUAUGGGUAUUCAGAAAGAAGCAAUACAUACGCACCCAACACCGCUCCGUAUGGAAGUACAGGAGGCGCUGAAGUCCUGCUGGCCUGCCGGUACCUGAUCCUGGCUCUCUCUUCUCUCGUCAGCGUUUACUAGCCCUGGGGAUGGCCAUACACAAUGACUGUAAAGAACCCUUUUGAGCAUUUACAGAUGCUUUGACAUUGCUGAUGGCUGGAUCCAAUCUGGUACAGUGUGUUUGGAAAGCAGCGAGGGAUUUUAAUCAGCAUUGCUUAUGUUGGGAUGGUAAUUUUCUUCUGUGGUGUUUGUCAUCAUGUAAAUACAUAUGGUUUUAGAGGGUUGGUUUUCUUUCUCUUGUCUUAUUUUCUGUUCUUUUCUUUUCUGAUUUUCCACUUUGUGAAUCAGCACACAUUGUCCCCUUCGAAUGCUCACAAAUUAGCCAAAAGCACACUUUGGAAAAGAGAGGGUGUGUGACAUUAGUAUCUUUGUUGAAAAAGGAAAGAUGCCCUAGUGUGCCACCUUGUUCUCCGUGCUGAUACAUCAUUCUCAUACCCAUAAAAUGGGCAAGGUGUUUAAAUAAUGUGUUUUUUGCCGAGCUCAUUUAAAUCCAGUGAACCAAGAAACAAUGUUUAAGAUUUCACAAAGGGAGAGAUAUUGAAAUUUAUAUCAAAAGUGAUUCAAAGGCGAAGUGAACGAUUGAAGAGCAGCUUUAGUUUAAUACUCUAAUGUACAUGGUUUUUCCACUGACAGUGAAAUAUGAUUAUUCAUUUUCUGGACCAAAACUACAGCCAUACCUCAAUGGUUUAGACCUCUGGGCUAUAGACCCCAAUUGCAUUUAACUGAAUUAUGCAGAGUACGAUCAUAAACCUUUCUAGUUAUUCUAGAAAUACAUGAAUUAGUUGUUUUACUGCAGGAAAACAUCCUCCUAGAUUGCACUCGAGAUUAAAAUAUGUAAACGUAUGCAAUAAAUUUGCCUCUUGUGAAACUAUUUGUGAGCCUAAUUGUAAAAUUAAAAUGAGCCUCAUGCAGUGGUCAAAAGGUUGUAAAACUGCAAAGCAGAGUUAUAGAGCUGUCCUUUCUGCCCUGGGGGUCUUUAAAAUAAGAGCUCUAAUAUAAAAAAUGAAUAGUGAAAAUGCCUGUGUUGCAUUUGAUGUUAUAUUAAAUAAGAGAUAAAAAUAGCGCAUAAAAGACUUUCUUUAGUUGUCAGCAUGCAAAAUAAUGUAACAGGCCAAUCCAAAGUAAAAAGUGGAGGGAAAUAUUUGAUGUGCACUUUGAUUAAAUGACGAAAUUAUGAACAGUGACUAAUGGAACUUAUCAUUCAACUAAUUAUUGUCUUUUUUUAUGUUUUAUGGUUGUAAUAAUUUGAACAAGAUUUUUAUAAUGUAUUAACAUAUUACCUGCUUUGCUUCUGUCAGUGUGAAAUAGGUUUGAAUAGGGAAGCAGAAAAAAAGAAUAUGCACUUCCCUUGUGGGGACAAUAUGAAACUUUCAAGUGUGGAUCCAAACAUGUGAAUGAAUAUUAUUUCAAAAUACGUAUGCAGUAUGGCAUAGUUUACAAUGUUGUCUUUCAUUUUAGAUGCCACAACUGUUGUUGAUUCUUGUCAAGCGAGUAGAAGUUGGAAAAAAGAACCGUUUGUAAUCAAAUAAUCUACUUUUAACUCAGAGGGUGUGAACCAGUCAUACGGUAUAAUAGAAAACGAGUCACGUGUGUGUAUAUUCGAAGAAAGUAGAAUUCAUUUUAUCUUAUAGAACCAGUGUGUAGGUUUAGUUUAACCUCUACCCUAGUUCCCACACACUUGUUGUAUACUAAGAUGUGCAGAAAUUAUAAAUGUGCUGCAUGUCAAAUUAAUAUGUAUGUUAAGGUGGCCACUUACCAUAAAUCGAUAAUUUGAGAACAAAACCAGUUUCGAGGCUGCUUUGACUUAAUGAGAUGUGUUCCACACUACUGAACAUCACUUGGCCUGUCUGUUGAGCUACGAUGAAAUGUUCUUUCUAUGUGAAAAUCAUCACAGAAUAAUUUCUGCUCAGUGUGCAAUACUGGGUCCUUUCCUAUGGACUAUAUUUAGGCUAUUUGGUUAACGUGUGACAAGUUUACAUUCUUUUUGUGUAUUAUUUCUUGCACAAAAUACAUUUUCACUGACAAGAAGAGUCGGAAUAUUUCACACUUACAACAGAUAUAUUCUGACAUGAGAUUUUAGUUUGAAGAAUCAAUCACAGAAUCAUAUAGAUUUUACCUAUAUGUCCCUUUGCAUAUUACUGACCUGAAUGCCUCAAAGAUCAAACCAAGGGAUGUUUAAAUAUUCAUCGCUGUGAAGGCCUGGCUCUCGCCAUUGUGAUGUAAAAAGUAACAUUGCACUUGCUUAUCAUUACCACAAACCUCCAUAAUCGCAGAUUAACACCAAUCACUUUGACAGUUAAAUACGCUGCAUUUCAUUUCAACGUGAAAUAACAUUUUGAGUCAACUCUAGAAGCAAGUACUGUAUAAAAUGUGCCUUUAAAACUAUUAAUUGAUAUGAUCUGUUGCCAUUCCGUGUCAAAUGCCAUGUCUAAGCCUCAUAAGCAUUUGCCAUGCAAACCAGACAAAUCAGUGUUGUGCAGUAUUUCUGGCUUUCAGUCCAAACUAAAAGCUAAUGAAAGGGGCAAUUUUUUUUUUUAAAUGUCUACCCAUUUUGAGUUCUGUAGAGAUAUAAGUAGCACAUGCUCUUUUAAUAAAUAUUGUGAAUGAAACGUUAACAAAGAGCUCAUUAAAGCAUCAUUAAAACUGCAUAAGUGGAUAUCAAGAUAAAAAAGCAGACAAGAGCAUUCAUGCAUGCAUAAUUCUCCUGAAAGUUACAGCCUUUCAAAAGAGUCUGUAAAUAACAGACAAACGUGAUGCAAAUUUUCACUCUGAGCAUCUAAUGACUUGAUAAUCACAUUCCUGGACAUGCAUUAAUAUUCAAUGACGAGUUUCGAAAUUUCUCCCGUCAGCCAAGCACUAAUUCACAGAGUCGUGACAGGUAAACGGAACUUGUGUGGUGCCGGUGGUCAUGAAAACCCGAUAGUCCGGUGCUAUUUUCGAAUGGGUUCAAAUUACUGCAAGCAGCAUGGUAUGUUGUGGCCCGAGGAGACCCCUUGGGUUCCAACACGUUCCCAGAGUACACGUCGUGUGGUAUGAGGCAGCAAUUUCGGUACUUUUUAAAAUCCUAUGAGCACAUAUCGGUAUAAAAAAUAUUUUGGAUGUGUAACCCACCCGUGUAUGGUCCAAAAAACCCAAACAUUUAAGAUACUUCAUCUCCUAUCUCGAGCGAAGCUGCUGGCAAGACAGAAUGAAGGUGGUAGGCAGUAUUUCAAUGAUUAAAAACCUGUCAGCUCCAUCUCUGUCUUGGCCAGACUCUUUUGAAAGUCGGUUUGAGAGUGCUGUGUGUGCGGUCAGGGGAGGUGAUUCUUCUGACCUGGCAGUUAAUAAAAUUCUUCCUGUGCCUUUGUCAGUUUCUGGAGGAUGAUUUUGUGGAGUGCUGGAGGGUGCUGCAUUAACCAGCUGUGAGCCCUCACUCUCCCAGCAGCACUCUGGCAGGGCUGACGGUAAUCUACAUAAACCUCUGUCCUUUUCAGAACGCUUGCCAGUAAUUGCAGUUUUGCUGUAUUCUAAUUGACUCCAUGGAGCACCGUAAAGAACAAAAACCUAUAAUCCUUCGCGAAGCCCAUUUGGUUUGCGGCCAUUGUGUUAAACCUUCAAAUGAUACGAAACUGAUGACAAAUGAAGCGGCCGCCAUGACUGUACUUAGCCGGUAGGAACGUUCAUUGGCAAAAUAUUUGUCUGGAUAAUAAAGUAGCUGCCAAAACGAAAAUGAGUGAAUUCUAAAGCUUUUUUUUUUUUUUCCUCGCCAUGAAGUGUUUGUCAGCCCUCUCGCUCAUUAUUUUCACUGAGCUGGAAAAUAAGUUAGCCAAGCACUGAUGCAGUGGUUCUGAUAAUGCUAAGGUUUUAGCAGAGCCGUCUUUCGCUGAGCUCUGUUUGAAACCGCCGAUUGUGUCUCAUCAGGAGAAAUGUUUAACGUGAAAAGCAAGGGAUCAAUUUAAAACGCAAGUCCAGGGUUUUAUAAAAACACACCAUUCUGUUUUAUUCACCGUUAUGUCUCAUUAGAUGUUGGUUGGCCUGGUAAUUGUUGCUAGCUGUUUUGAAUGGCAUGGGCUAUUUGUGUUGGCACCGUUCAUAUCUUAAGCAGUUAUUUUGUGAAGUGGAAUAAGUCCACCAGUGAAACCACCCGUCUGCUACUGAGUAAUUGAGCACAGAGAACACCCGCCAGAACAAUCCAAAUUUAAACUAAUGCUUUUUGAAAACAUUUGGUGAGCUUUGGUUACUUUUUGUAUAUACAUGUUCAUUUGAUUUCGGUACCUUUUAUUUUGUUUUGUUCAAUUUGGUGACUAAGUAAAAUGAACAUUGUAACCAUAUUGGGAUGGCUGUACUUUUAUUUCCUCAACUCUUGAAGCUGAAAUUUCUGUGAUGAGAAAUUUGAAAUGGUCAUCUUUACUUACAUAUGUAUGGAGAUACUUUAGCCACCAGGGAUAUAGUUGUAUAUUUUAGGCUCUAGAUCACUGGAAUGACAUAUAUGGCUUUAAGUGGCAUUGAUAUAUAUUGAUAUUUGUCAAGAAAAAAAAAAAGAAUCAUAUACUUUAAUUACUUUAAAGCUUACAUUGUGUAUAGCACGUAUGCAAGUUCAUUUUCAUCAUGUUUGAUGUAAUUUUGUAGCAGUGGUUUGAUACUAAUAAAGUUGGAAGUUGG
Sinocyclocheilus grahami is the source of this 5955-nucleotide messenger RNA. Its product is annotated as neuronal growth regulator 1-like. NCBI's taxonomy places the organism in Eukaryota, Metazoa, Chordata, Actinopteri, Cypriniformes, Cyprinidae. Bases 214 to 1335 code for a protein of 373 amino acids. The transcript is spliced from 9 exons. The record is from RefSeq and is a predicted model, not a curated record.